Aspergillus ochraceoroseus IBT 24754 is the source of this 1103-nucleotide messenger RNA. RefSeq lists its product as uncharacterized. The record is from RefSeq and is a predicted model, not a curated record. The coding region runs from base 266 to 994 and encodes 242 amino acids. The transcript is spliced from 2 exons. Lineage: Eukaryota; Fungi; Ascomycota; Eurotiomycetes; Eurotiales; Aspergillaceae.
CCCAAAUAUGCAUAGUCUUACGUUGACUCCGAACGAUCCGCACGUGGAUGCUGAGAAUAAUAUACCUUGGCCUAGGAGUCUUCUCGCCUACUGCUAUCUUAGCAUCAAUUAAUCUGGGAUCUAGGAUCGAAAUAUAAGACCGAGAUGAUUGAAUACUCACUGCACGUUCUUUGGCCACAAAUAUCUCGGUCUUGUAACGCUUUUGUUUUGAUAUCUUUGAUUCUUCUCUAUUCCCUUCCCAGAUUACCUCUUCCUAUAGCACAAAAUGAUUUGUUUUGGUAUAGCUGGGCAUGCAAUAAUCCCACGGUGGCUUAGAAACCUCUACACCAGCGCAUGGGAUUCAGACGAUUUGACGGACUGGGACUAUGGCCCAGGUUAUGACCACAGACGCUUAUACUCUCCAUGGAAUGGGAAUGCACUAGCUUCGCAUGACCCGCGAAGUGCGCGAAAUGAUACCAGGAUAUACCUGGAUAAAGAGCCUUCACCCUGUGGAGAAUAUCGACCAAACUCACCCGAUUGUACUGAUAAUGAGAUGCCACAAAUCCCAACCCCAGCAAAUUCUCCGCAGACUCCUGAUUCCGCGUAUCUCGCAUGUGCUCCGGCUAGGCCUCAAACGCCAGCGCUACCGGAGAUACGUAAGGAUCAACCGUUACCAAGGGCGUAUUUCGGCAGGUUGAGACCUAAGAGAAUGGGGGAUACCAGAUACCACUCCACAAGAAGUACGUCUCGCGAGCAGGGACCCUGGAAUUUACCAGUUAUUGAUGAGGCGAUGCUGGUCCUGGACACGUCCCAGUCAUGCAAAUAUGAAGGCGUACUUUUUGGCAGCUCUAUAGAGUCAUCCCUCAUACUUCGUAUUGAAGGUAGGGGCAGAUUUUGUUGCCCCUUAUCCUACUUUAACCGGCAGGAUACGGCUCUGUUACGGUGGAAAUUGGGAUUGCUGUUGCCACAGGAUGAAUGGGCCGAUAUUCGUAAAUAUGGAUUUGUUUGGCAUUAAGAAUCACCAGCUGAUCGUACUCUUGGAUUUUAUGUAUGUACUAGCACCCCAGUCAGGCUUCGUCUAGUCGUUUCGUGUCCUGUAAUAAGAGCUGCUUGUCCAAAAUAAA